Molecule: messenger RNA, 2396 nt
Organism: Triplophysa dalaica
Lineage: Eukaryota; Metazoa; Chordata; Actinopteri; Cypriniformes; Nemacheilidae
Product: leucine-rich repeat-containing protein 75A-like
Exons: 3
Coding region: 1908-2396 (162 amino acids)
Source: RefSeq, a predicted model, not a curated record
AGAGGCUGGGCGUAAAGGUGAUGUCAUGCUUAGCUUCAUAUUUUCUCAGUAACGUGUGCAAUGUUUUGAAACGGUCCUCACUACAGAACACUAAAUCCAGGGUGCGCGAUUGGAUCCACAUCCGACCUUAUAUACUUAGCCGCAAUUUGGAGAGUUAACUUAAGUGGUCGCCGACGUUUGUUCUUAUAAUUUAGUUUAGGCCUGUAAGUAACGAUCACAGUUAAAUAUGUUAACCUAAAUGUAAGAAAAUACGUUAGUAAAAGUACCCUUAAUCUAACAAAACAUGUUAUUUAAGACUCGUUAUUAAAUAAAGUUUGUCGUCAGCAAGUUUGUUUUUCUGUUAGAUACGACUUAAUGCGGAAACGGUUGAGCAACAACACGUCUAUGACGUGUCCACCAAUUGAUCAAUCAAGAUGCAGUGGGAGGAGACAUUGUCGACCAAUCACAAUGCAAUGAUCUGGAUCUCGCGUUCUGCAGUGAGGAGCUAACGUUACUUAAUAUUAUCGACAUCCAUCACCUUUCAGUUUUUGAUGUUCUCAAAUUUUUCAUAAAACACAAAACGGCUAGGUUCAUGCAUCCCAAAAGAUGAUAUUCCACGCGUUGAACACUAGAUGUCAGCAAAGAAACGUCGACAGUUAAACUAUUUAAAAAUAUUUGGGUUCCUGCAAUGAAGCGUGCAAAUUCUGGACUCCCCAAAUGUCUCAUUUGCUUAAAAGUGCCUAUAACUGAAAAAGUUCCAAUGGCAACCAUCUGCCCGACUUGGUUACCUGUGCAUGGCAACGGUGCGUAUUCGACCACACAGUGAAAUACAAGCGGAGGAUGUUGCAGAGCGCUCCACCCCUCCCACCCAGCGUCGCGAGAGACCCAGCGUUCGUACGCGGCAUCUGAGUGAAGAGAGGUCGUUUCAAUAAGAGGAGACGGUUCUUCUCUGAACACACCCAGCUCUCAGACGGGAUUCACCCGGGGAGAGGUCAAAUCAAAGGGAACACGUUUCCGCAGUGAACACUGACAUUUCUGCGGGCUGUAUCUCUGGAAACGCUGUGAUGAAGACUUGUUCUGGGAGGAAAACAGUCACGGACGAAUAUUUACAUGCCCUUGCUCUCAGCGGUACAGCUCGCCAUCGACUUAACUCAUAAAGAGACAUUGCGUAGAGACAAACUGCGAUCUUAAUACGAUCCAAAACAAAGGUUUACAUUUAUAACAAAGAUCGUGCUGCGAAUGUGUUGACGCGGACUGUCAGAGUUUCUGGAGGUUUACGGGACUGCUCUUGUGCGGUCAUGCUGCAGGCAUCAUCUGAUCUAUUUCCAACCUGAGGGGGAACGAGUUUUGACAGAAUGGAUAUAAACCGUUGUAAUGGAGCGUUCAUCUCAUUGUUUUGAGAUGCGUUUAGUUCGUGGCACAUUUGCCAUAAUAGAUGUAAUAUUUUGACUAUAUUGUUUUAAAUUGAGAACUAAUUUGCGCAUGCGGAGCUUAUAAUUUCCUAAAAGUAAACAACUGACGUAACAAGAGUCGACCCUUUAUUCGAGUGUCAGGGUCUGAAAAUGUGAUGUCCGGUAAAAGAAACACUUCUAUGCGUAAAUAAGAACGGGGGCUUUGUGAAACAUGUUUUGCUGCUUUAAUGUCAGAAAUCUUACGUAAAGCACGUUCAAGUAACGUGCGUUUACUUUCUGUCAGGUGCGACAUUAUGACAGGUGUGAGGUGAGCGACUGGAGCCGAGCGGUGGCGCUAAAUUUCUUUUAAACAGCAACUCUCUAAGAAACUUUCAGUGAUUUCUCAUUUGCUUUUGCAGCUUCAAGUUUUGUGGUAGAUUGUUGUUCGACGUUUUUUGUUGGUGAUUAAUGUGAACACAUUUUGAAAGUAUGCCCGGUCUGGAGGGCUUUUUCCACAACCUGACUCUAUAACCAAAUAUGGGAGCGAAGCAGACGAAGGCCGCGGGACAGGAGGCUGGGGCUAGUCCUCAAAGCACGGGAUGGCGACGGACCCCGACCAAAGAGCGCGGUGACAUCCUCGCCUCUUUAAUGUUGAGGUCAAGGAAUACGCUGAGAAACAGUGGGACUCCCCCUCCGUACCAGCGACGCAUCUUGAUGAUACAGGAGAUGAUGCUGAUGGCACAGCAGGGGAAGCACGAUGAGGCGACUGAGAUGCUGAAGACGCUGCGGCAGGAUCUGGGAAUGGAGUCGACCUCUCUGGAUGAUGUUCUUUACCGCUAUGCUAGUUUCCGCAACCUGGUGGAUCCCAUUACCCAUGAUCUCAUCAUUAGCCUGGCCAAAUAUGUUCACUGCCCAAAGACGGAGGGUGAUGCUUUGGGUUCUAUGGAGAAGGUUUGCCGUCAGCUGAUGUACCACCUGAGCCCGCACUCCCAGGGGCUGCUGAAGAGGAAGCCACAGGCCUGGUAA